CUCGAGUGCCAUGUCACUGCUGCUCACACCGCCACCGCGCUCAGGUCCAGUCGAGCUCUCUCAUCGCAAAAGCAUCUCCUCUUUACCGAAGCGCGUUGACACCAACGAUGUUCAAGUAGGCUACCCUCAAAAGCGCAGCCGCUCUACUGUAUUCCCCGGAAGAAAGGAUGCGGAAAGGAUGAAACAAGACAGAGCAGCUCUGUAGUAGCCUUCUGCGCAGCAAUUUCAAUCCGGAUUUAGUGAAAUCCUCAACCAAUUAACAGUCUUUACCAGAGCUCUGUUGUAAUCUGCUUCUCAACACACCCCGUCGUUCCAAUCAGGUUUCACAGGUUUAUUAUUCACCCUGCAGCGAGGACAGACACUCUGGACAGGACAGAGCUGAGCAGAGGCUGAGGAGUUUGGAGCUGCCCUAAACUGAGACAAAUGACACAUUUCAUUCAGCCUUGCUCUAAAGUGGUUUGUUUCCUCUACGGUUGAAUUUGAAAGGACAUUCUUAGUUGUAUCUUCCACCUUCUACACAGCAGGAAAUGGUGCAUAUGACAACUGUAUUUAUACAGUAACCUAAUAAUAGUUUGGGGAUAUCACUUUUCGAAUGCCAGCUCCGUCAUGAACAAAAAUGCAGGGCCGUACCAGCACAGCGGAGGCAGCCCGAGCAGCAACAGCGGGCGUGGUGCCGCGACUAUCCACUGUCUCCGCUGCCGGGAGCUCUGUAAGGGAGAGGUGGUGCGUGUGCAGAAUUUCCACUUCCACGUCAAGUGCUUCACCUGCCAAGUGUGUGGCUGUGACCUGGCUCGUUCAGGUUUCUUCCAGAAGGGAGGAGAGUACAUCUGUUCAGAGGACUACCAGCGCCUCUACGGUACCAAGUGUGACAGCUGUGGAGACUUCAUCACAGGGGAGGUGGUCUCGGCGCUGGGGCGUACCUACCAUCCCAAGUGUUUUGUCUGCAGCAUGUGCAGAAAGCCUUUCCCUAUCGGAGAUAGGGUGACCUUCUGUGGGAAGAAGUGUGUCUGUCAGCAGUGCUCUCAUUCGCUGGUCAGCAGCGAGCCGGUCAAGAUCCACGGACCCAGCCACUGUGCGGGUUGUAAGGAGGAGAUCAAACAUGGACAGUCCCUACUGGCCCUGGAUAAGCAGUGGCAUGUCAGCUGCUUCAAGUGUCAGACCUGUGACACUGUGCUGACCGGGGAGUACAUCAGCAAGGAUGGUAUUCCGUACUGUGAGACUGACUACCACGCUCAGUUUGGCAUCCAGUGUGCAACCUGUAUCAGAUACAUCAGUGGCAGAGUGCUUGAGGCAGGAGGAAAGCACUACCACCCCACCUGUGCCCGUUGUUCCCGCUGUCAGAUGAUGUUUACAGAAGGAGAGGAGAUGUACCUUACAGGUUCCGAGGUGUGGCAUCCCAUGUGUAAACAAGCAGCACGGCUGGAGAGGAAACUCAGGUUAAGACGUACCUCUGAGGCCUCCAUUUCCCCCCCUGGCUCCAGCAUCGGUUCCCCGAGCCGCGUCAUCUGUGCCAAAGUGGAAAACGAGGUCCUAAAUUACAAAGAUCUGGCCGCUCUGCCUAAGAUUAAAGCUAUUUAUGACGUGCAGAGGCCCGAUCUCAUUCCCUAUGAGUCUUAUCACAGAUACUCCUCUGAUGACAGGCUAGAACGCUACAGCUAUGGGGAGUCUCUGGGAACUCUCUCUCCAUACUCUCAGGACAUCUAUGACAGCAUGGAGCUGAGACAGAGGCGCUUGUCCAGCCCAGGCUUCAUAGACUCUCCCACCUACAGUCACCAUGGCAUGUCCCCCACCAUGUCCACCUCCCGCUCCCCACAACACUGCUACCGCCCAGGCACUGAGAGUGGCAGGAGCUCUCCCUAUUACAGUCAGCUUGAUGCCAGACCCACCACGCACACCGCCUACCAAGCCCCCAAGCAUUUCCAUGUGCCAGCCACAGGCGAGCCCAACAUCUACAGGAAACCUCCCAUCUAUAAGAGACAUGGUGAUUCUGACUACUCAGCCACGAAGAGUAAAACCAGCGAGGACAUCCUCCAGACCUCCCAGUUUCCCGACUCAUAUUCUCCUGACCACUACCACCAGCAGUCUAACUACUACCCCUACACCCCCUCUCCCAAAGCUACUCGUGCUCGGAGGUUUUCCUCGGGUGGAGAGGAGGAUGGAUGGAAUCAAAGUCUUAACAGGCUCCAAGGUGGUAUAGGCCGUAUGAUUCUGAAGGAGGAGAUGAAAGCUAGGUCGGGUUCCUAUGACAAUGACCCAUGGGGCAGCGCCCGAAACUCCCGUAGCGGCAGCAAAGAGGCCCUGCACAACGUGGGCUACAACAACACUGUCAACGGAUCUCCCACCAGAUCCCACUACAAUGCAGGCAGUGAUUCCUUCAUCGCCAAGUCAUCCUCGUUGCCUGGGUACGGCAGGAACGGACUGCACAGGCCCCAGAGUGCGGAUUAUUUCCAGUACGACAGCAGCAAUGUAGUGAACUGGGGAAUCAGAGAAUACAAGAUCUACCCAUAUGACGUGUUGGUAGUCACCGUAAGGGGGCGCAACCAGCCCCCCAAUGACGUGGACAGAGCCAGACUAGAGCGCCACCUGUCUCCUGAGGAGUUCUACCGGGUGUUUAGGAUGACUAUGGCUGACUUUGACCGGCUGGCACUGUGGAAGAGAAACGAGCUGAAGAAACAAGUCAGGUUGUUCUGAAAGGACUGGCGUGUAUAAGCUCAGUGUAGCAACCUGCUGGGCUUAAUGUUAGAGACGCCCAAGUCCUCACUGAGAGCCAUAACAACUAGUCUGGAUAGUCCGCCACACUGGCCAGAGACACAGCUGAACCCGAACUAGAACCAGCAUGGUUCUAGACAUAGACAUAUAAUGCAUUUUAAUUCUCCGGUUCUAUGGUUCCAUCACAUGCUCUGGGUCAUGGAAACCCAUCCCGUCUGAGUCUAUACAUCAAUAAUAUCUCUCUGGCGAAAGAGGACUAACAUACUACUACUCCUCCCAAGCUAUGUCUGUCCGUGGAAACCUACAUCUGCAGAGAGGUCUAGACCAUGCUAGUUCUGCCCAUGCUUUCAGUAUUUUCAGUUUUGUUUUAUUAUUAUGAGUUUUAACUAUAGUUUAUGGCUGUCGUGUCAUGAGGUUAUAGCAUCUUUGAAGCCUCUUCUAGGUUGCAGGUUUGGGAAGCUCUGAAACAUGGCCAAGCAGGAAAGAGAACACCAGCAAACUGUCCAAACAGAACGUGCUACCAGAUUUGCUUUCUUUACUCGAAAUACAUUGUUUCAUUCACCGCCUUUUUUUGUUUGUUUUUUAACAGUGAGACUAAAACUUUUAUUUCUUUAUAGAGCGAGGGUUCACCUCGGAGCGAAAGGCUAGAUUGAUAUAUUGUGGUAGCCUACAGUUGAAUUAAAUGAGUGGAUUAUAUUGAAUGUUUACUGAAAAGCCAAAGUAAUAUUAUUAUGUUAAGAAAUGAUGAUUUUCAUUAUUUUUGUAAAAUGCAUAAACAGACUGAAUGCAUGUUUCCAGAAAUGGUUCCCGUGUGAGUAUGAGACCAGGCUCUUGCCUUCGCACUGAACGUUCAUUGAUUUGCUAUACUAAAUUGAUGAAAGGGAUCUGAACAAUGUAAUGUACGUAUUGGAGUUCUGGAAUAUUUAGUACUCUCAAUUUCAAUUGAACCAAAGGACACGUCAUUUACAGUAAUGGAAUAUCAUGUUAUAAAUGGAUUAAAUGGAUAUUGGAUUGUAAUUUAGAGCUGGGAUUGUAUUUAGGAUAACAGCUGACCUGUGAGUGACUUGUCAUGGGGAGACAUGACCUGAUUCUAUCUCAACACAUAGAGAUGGAGAAAAUGAAUAGAGAUAGAAAUGAAUAACAUGGAAUCGGAACUGCUUCUAAAUAGAUAUUUAGAAAGUGGAUUGAAGGGAUUGGUGACCAGAGGUCUGGAUAACAGGUGAGGUAUGGAUCUGAAUUAGAUUACAACUCAAAGGGGUUGAACGGAAUCUUCCCUUAACAAUACAAUGUGAGGAAGGAAGGAAUCGGGGUGAGGGAAUUUUGUAGAUGUUGGAGUGGAAUUGAUUUGAUGGAAUUGUCCUGAUUGGUCUUUGUUGACGCCGGUCCCAAAUGAUAACCAGGGUUGCUGUGCUAAAGCUUACACUAUAGUGUACAUACAGUAGAACUAAGAAUUCUCCUGUUGGUUUUUGAAGAGGUGACUCAUAGUUAUCCAAUAGAUUAUCCAAUAUUGUUGGUACAUUAUAUACAUGAAAAACUGUCCCUUUUCGUUCUGUCCUGUUUCUUUUCCCGUUGUUUACCUUUUUAUUUUUGUCCCUUUUGUUAUCCUGUUGUUUCCCCAUUUUAUUUCUUUCCCUUGUUUUCCUGUUGUUUCCCCCUUCAUUUCUGUCCAUUUUGUUUUGCUAUUGUUUCCACUUUUAUUUCUGGCCCUAUUGUUUUCUUUCUUAGUAUAUACAUGCAAAACUGUCUCUUUUCUUUUCAAUUUGAUUUGAAUAGUCUGUUAUGAGGUUGUGUCAAAGGAAAUACUGCUUCUGAUUGUUAGUGUAUGGAGCACUGCCUUUAUCAGACUGUAAUAUUAGUCAUACUGACUAGCAGUCAUCUAGUAUAACUACUCUUACUGCCAUCUUUGUAAUGGCUGUUUGUUUUAUUGAUUUGUUUGUGUGUGUGUGUGUGUGUGUGUGUGUGUGUGUGUGUGUGUGUGUGUGUGUGUGUGUGUGUGUGUGUGUGUGUGUGUGUUUGUCACAAGAUAUCAUAGACAUUUACAAUACUAACAAUACUGUCAAUAAUGUACAAACAGUACUCAUAAUUUACAAUCUCAUCGACAUUAACUAUAAAAGCUUUGGGCGACUUUUACAUUGACGUUUUCGUUUUGUAACUGUACAAAGCAAUCUGCUUAUUAUUUAUUUCCCUGUCAGACCUACUGCCCAAUAAAUGAUGUAUAUAUCGUAUUUAAAUAAAUGCAGUUUACAUGUG
Messenger RNA from Oncorhynchus mykiss (rainbow trout), 4959 nucleotides. RefSeq names its product actin-binding LIM protein 3. NCBI's taxonomy places the organism in Eukaryota, Metazoa, Chordata, Actinopteri, Salmoniformes, Salmonidae. Gene Ontology annotation, molecular function: actin filament binding. The record is from RefSeq and is a predicted model, not a curated record. Gene Ontology annotation, biological process: cilium assembly; lamellipodium assembly; cytoskeleton organization. Gene Ontology annotation, cellular component: stress fiber; actin cytoskeleton.